This is a messenger RNA of Trypanosoma conorhini, 375 nucleotides long. RefSeq lists its product as uncharacterized. The record is from RefSeq and is a predicted model, not a curated record. The coding region runs from base 1 to 375 and encodes 124 amino acids. The transcript has a single exon. Lineage: Eukaryota; Euglenozoa; Kinetoplastea; Trypanosomatida; Trypanosomatidae.
AUGUGGUUCCUCUUGGGCUGUCUUGACCUCAUUGUGGAGAAGCUCAAGUUACACUCACUUUUAUUGUUCUUCCCCCUCUAUACUUCUCCGCUCUAUUUCUUUCUUAGAUGGUUUACCUCUUGUUUUGCCCUCCGUGUCGCCGUUGCUCCUGUUCUGUGCCACGUCUCCACCGCCGCGUCGCGUCGGCCUUGCCCACAGCGCGUGUCCACAACGCCGCUUCGGGCUGUGGAAGUGAGAACACUGACAGCGCUCAGGGGCCGCGGCAACACGAAGCGUCGGAGGAGGCCAACGAGGCAAAGAAAGAAAACAAAAAAAAACGAAAAAAAAUACGCGGGGGAACAACACGCCGCUGUGCAUCGGAGCAAACUUCAAUAA